Sphenostylis stenocarpa is the source of this 1068-nucleotide messenger RNA. The record is from the annotation of a GenBank genome assembly. NCBI's taxonomy places the organism in Eukaryota, Viridiplantae, Streptophyta, Magnoliopsida, Fabales, Fabaceae.
AUGGCUCCAAAUAAUGGACGUGGAGCAAGUGAGAUCUUCCAAGGUCAAGUUCUCUUGUACAAGUCCCUGUAUGGCCAUAUGGAUGCUAUGACUCUUAAAUGGUUCAUUGAGCUUGGCAUACCAGACAUAAUCCACAAUCAUGGUCAGCCCAUUACACUGCCCGAGUUGAUGUCAGUUCUACAAGUUCCACACACUAAAGCUAGUGGCGUGCAGAGUCUCAUGUGCUACCUGGCACACAAGGGAUUCUUUGAGAUAGUAAGAGCCCAUGACAAAGCAGAAGAAAAGCAAGCAUAUGCUCUCACUGCUGCGUCAGAGCUUCUUGUCAAAGGCAGUGACCUUUGUCUGUUGCCAAUGAUGGAGUGCUUUCUUGGCCCAGAUUUUUCAACUAUAUGGUCUCAGUUAAAGAAGUGGACUUAUGAGGAUAAUCUCACCCUAUAUGAUGUCUCCAUAGGAACAACUUUAUGGGAACUUCUCGAUAAAAACCCUGCACGUAACAAGUUAUUCAAUGACGCAAUGGCUAGUGAUUCCCAGAUGAUGAACAUGGCGUUGAGAGGUUGCAAUUGGGUGUUUGAAGGAGUGGAGUCCAUGGUGGAUGUUGGUGGUGGAACUGGAAUCACAGCCAAGACUAUCUGUGAGGCAUUUCCUAACAUGAAAUGCAUCGUCUUGGAACUUCCACGUGUUGUAGAAAACUUGGCAGAUAGCAACAAUUUGACGUAUGUUGGUGGGGACAUGUUUAUAUCUAUUCCCAAGGCUGACGCUGUUCUUCUUAAGUGGAUUUUACAUAACUGGAGUGACAAGGAUUGUAAGAAGAUAUUAGAAAAUUGUAAAAAAGCAAUUUCUGAUAAAGGAGGAAAAGUAAUUGUGAUAGAUGUUGUGAUAAACGAAAACGAAGAUGAGCACGAACUUACUGGACUGAAACACCUCAUGGACAUAACCAUGGCAUGUCUUAUUAAUGGAAAAGAGAGAAGAGAAGAAGAAUGGAAGAAGCUGUUUUUGGAAGCAGGGUUCCACAGCUACAAAAUAUCUUCUUUGACAGGACAUCUGUCUCUUAUUGAGAUCUUCCCUUAA